This is a messenger RNA of Lottia gigantea (owl limpet), 1179 nucleotides long. RefSeq lists its product as hypothetical. Gene Ontology annotation, biological process: neurotransmitter secretion. Gene Ontology annotation, molecular function: ATP binding. The annotation marks the transcript as partial. Lineage: Eukaryota; Metazoa; Mollusca; Gastropoda; Lottiidae. The transcript is spliced from 10 exons. Gene Ontology annotation, cellular component: synaptic vesicle; synaptic vesicle membrane. The record is from RefSeq and is a predicted model, not a curated record.
AUUUCUUUCUCAAACUUUAAAGAUAACUUCUCCUCAGGAGUCAAUUUCCUGAGGAGAAGGUUCAGUUCUGGUGAUCUUCAAGGGGAGUUAAGAGAUGAGGAUAUAUUAAAUGCUAUACCUUUAAAGAAAGGACCAUCUCCUAGUGCACCAAGUUCGCCUUCCAAGACCCCUACUCCAGCUAAUCUAGCCAGGGGAUUUUUUUCAUCAUCAGGAACCAAUAAACCUGCGUAUAAUAAAGAUCGGUGUAAAAUAUUAUUAGUUAUUGAUGAUCAUCAUACAGACUGGUCAAAAUACUUUCGAGGUAAAAAAAUAUUUGGUGAUUGGGAUGUACGAAUUGAACAGGCUGAAUUUAGUGAAAUUAACCUUGCUGCCUAUACAGAUUCUGGUACUAUGGUAGAUAUACAAGUUAACAGAAAUGGUACCAAAGUUGUCCGAUCAUUUAAACCUGAUUUUCUUCUCAUCAGACAACAUGUAAAGGAUGCUCACGAAGACUGGAGAAAUUUAUUAUUAGGUUUUAAAUAUGGUGGUGUACCCUGUAUUAAUUCUGUUACUGCUAUAUUUAAUUUUCUAGACAAACCCUGGGUUUUUUCACAUCUGAUACAAAUUCAACGUAAACUGGGAGCAGCAAACUUCCCACUGAUAGAACAAGCCUACUACCCCAACCACAAGGAAAUGCUCAUCACUCCUAAAUUCCCUGUAGUUGUAAAAAUAGGACAUGCUCAUUCUGGACUUGGAAAGGUAAAAAUUAACAACCAUUAUGAUUUUCAAGACAUGGCGGGCGUAGUUGCCAUUAGUAGUUGUUACUCCACGACUGAACCUUAUAUUGAUUCCAAAUAUGACCUCCAUUGUACCAAAAUUGGCAAUGUUUAUAAAGCAUUCAUGAGAAAGUCCAUCUCUGGUAAUUGGAAAGCUAAUACAGGUUCGGCCAUGUUGGAACAAAUUGCCAUGACAGACAGGUAUAAAUUAUGGCUAGAUGAAUGCAGCCAGUUAUUUGGUGGAUUAGAUAUGGUAUCUGUAGAAGCUAUUCAAGGCAAAGAUGGAAAAGAUUACAUUAUAGAGGUGAAUGGUUCCUCCAUGAAUUUAUUGGGUGAAACUCAAGAAGAAGAUAGAAGACAAAUAUCAGAAUUAGUUUUACAAAGGAUGCAACAAUAUUGUCAACCAACACCAACCAUGAGGUGA